Molecule: messenger RNA, 855 nt
Organism: Cucumis melo (muskmelon)
Lineage: Eukaryota; Viridiplantae; Streptophyta; Magnoliopsida; Cucurbitales; Cucurbitaceae
Exons: 3
Coding region: 233-583 (116 amino acids)
Cellular component (GO): endomembrane system
Source: RefSeq, a predicted model, not a curated record
CAUCUUCUUUGUUUUCUCUUCUGAACGAAACGACGACUUUUUUCCCGACCUCCAAGCUCCGGUGAGAGAUUUCAAGACUCUUCAACUUGACCCGAAUUCUGAGAUUUCACCGUUGGUUCUUCAUCGCCUCUUUCCACCGCUGUUAUUUCUGCAUUUUUUUUUCUCAUUUUCUAUUCCAGGUGGCUGAUUUACUUGACAUUUGAAGACUGCAUUCUUGUUGAUAUUCACUGUCAUGGCAUCUAGACGGAAUAUUCGUUAUAGCUCCCUUGCCUCUGAUGAUAACGAUGUUGAUUCAGAGGGAAGUCGAUUUGAUCCUCGCUUUUACUAUACACCAAAAGCUUUUGACAAGAUCCCGUGGAAAUCCAUUGCUCUUGCUAUCUUCCUGUUACUUCUUGGAUCAUUGCUUCUCUUUCUUUCGUACUUUGUAUUAACCGGUCACAUGGCAGGAGAGAAAUCACAAGCUUAUGGUCUUUUAGCAUUGGGGUUUCUUACCUUCCUCCCAGGCUUUUAUGAGACUAGAAUUGCAUAUUAUGCAUGGAGAGGGGCCAAUGGAUAUCGCUUUGCAUCCAUUCCCGAUUACUAAAGCGUUCCUAUCUCAAUGGUGUAUGCUUGUCCCAUCUCUCUUUCAAUGUCAAACUAUCGUAUAAAAGUCAGAAAAUGGUUUGUACAGAAUCACGUCUCUCGAGUUUGUAACGUAUUUGUCCUUUGUUUCUUCUCAUUCUCAUAGGUUGUGUAGGGUCAGGAAAAUGAUAAAUGGUUUAGCUUUAAUUCUUUAGCUUGACAAGUCUUGUAGUUAAACUCAAAAUCUUUAUGCCUAUGAGAAUACUUGCUAGUGAGAUUAUUCUAUACAACAAA